Mastomys coucha (southern multimammate mouse) is the source of this 3014-nucleotide messenger RNA. It is a transcript of the gene Slc37a2, whose product is annotated as solute carrier family 37 member 2. Gene Ontology annotation, molecular function: glucose 6-phosphate:phosphate antiporter activity. Gene Ontology annotation, cellular component: endoplasmic reticulum membrane. The transcript is spliced from 19 exons. NCBI's taxonomy places the organism in Eukaryota, Metazoa, Chordata, Mammalia, Rodentia, Muridae. The coding region runs from base 431 to 1951 and encodes 506 amino acids. The record is from RefSeq and is a predicted model, not a curated record. Gene Ontology annotation, biological process: glucose-6-phosphate transport; phosphate ion transmembrane transport.
CCACAGAACCACUCAGGACAGACAGCACUGCAGGAGACUGUGUGACGGACGUCACACAGAGUUGAUGACUUGUAGGGCUGUUUUCAGUUCCCCAUCCCCUCGUGGGUAAUGAAAUGGAAAAGCGUAGACAAGAAAGACGAGCCCCAGGAAACUCAAGACUGCUGGUUUCCGACAAGGAGAGAAAGUUUGAGAAAACAGAUGGCAGUGGUUAAAAAAACAGUGGCUAGUGAGCCCAGAGGGAUAGCUAGGGUUUGCACUCAGUGCGACCUAGAGGGCAGGACGGUCUUGUUCAAGGGGCGGGGGCUCUGGCCACGGGCCUGCCUGGGGCGGGCCAGCCGGCGGGGCAUUUAAAUUGCUGCGGACGCUGGCUGGGACGCGCGCCGGCUCUACCAGUCUCCGUAGUCCCAGCUUCGAGCACCGGAGCCUCAAGAUGCGGUCUUCCCUGGCUCCGGGUGUCUGGUUCCUCCGUGCCUUCUCUAGGGACAGCUGGUUCCGUGGCUUCAUCCUGCUGCUCACCUUCCUCAUUUAUGCCUGUUAUCACAUGUCCAGAAAGCCCAUCAGCAUUGUUAAGAGCCGCCUGCACCAGAACUGCUCAGAGAUGGUCAGACCCAUUAACGACACCCAUGAUCUCAAUGAUACCACCUGGUGCAGCUGGAGUCCAUUCGACAAAGAUGACUACAAGGAGUUACUGGGAGCUGUGGAUAAUGCCUUCCUGGUGGCUUAUGCCAUUGGUAUGUUUAUUAGUGGAAUCUUUGGGGAACGACUGCCCCUGCGUUACUACCUCUCAGCAGGAAUGGUGCUAAGUGGCCUAUUCACCUCCCUCUUUGGCCUGGGGUACUUCUGGAAUAUCCACAUGCUCUGGUACUUUGUGCUCAUCCAGAUCUGCAAUGGGCUUGUUCAGACUACCGGCUGGCCAUCUGUGGUGACCUGCGUUGGCAACUGGUUUGGGAAGGGAAAGCGGGGAUUCAUCAUGGGCAUCUGGAACUCCCACACAUCUGUGGGCAACAUUCUGGGCUCCCUAAUCGCUGGAGUCUGGGUGAACCAACACUGGGGCCUGUCAUUCAUCGUGCCUGGGAUUAUCACUGCCAUCAUGGGCGUCAUCACCUUCCUCUUUCUUAUUGAAUAUCCAGAAGAUGUAGACUGUACCCCUCCUCGGCAUCAUGGUGACCUGGAGAAGGAACAGGACAACCCUGAAGAACCUGUGAAUAGCCCCUACAGCAGCAGGGAGAGUAAUGUGGACAUUGCGGCCAGCUCCUCCAAGGAGCAGGGCCCUGAGCCUGAAGCCAUCAGUUUUCUGGGGGCACUCAAAAUACCGGGAGUAAUUGAGUUCUCUUUGUGUCUGCUCUUUGCCAAAUUGGUCAGCUACACCUUUCUCUACUGGCUGCCCUUGUACAUCUUCAAUGUGGCUCACUUUAGUGCCAAGGAGGCCGGGGACCUAUCCACUCUCUUUGAUGUUGGUGGCAUCAUAGGUGGCAUCAUGGCAGGGCUCAUCAGCGACUACACCAAUGGCAGGGCCACCACUUGCUGCAUUAUGCUGAUCUUGGCUGCUCCCAUGAUGUUCCUGUACAACUACAUUGGCCAGAAUGGGAUAACCAGCUCCAUAGUGAUGUUAAUUAUCUGUGGGGUCCUGGUCAAUGGCCCUUAUGCACUCAUCACCACAGCCGUCUCUGCUGACCUGGGCACACAUGAAAGCCUGAAGGGUAAUGCCAAGGCCCUCUCCACUGUCACAGCCAUCAUUGACGGCACUGGCUCCAUAGGUGCGGCUCUGGGGCCCCUGCUGGCUGGGCUCAUUUCCCCCACAGGCUGGAACAAUGUGUUCUACAUGCUCAUCUCUGCUGACGUCUUGGCUUGCUUGCUCCUCUGCAGGUUGGUAUACAAAGAGAUCCUGGCCUGGAGGUCGGCCCGCAGCAGAAACAGUGGCUCUAGUUUGGCCCUAACCCACCCACGAUAGUAUUUUCCUCAAGUCCCAUGAUUUUUGUACAAACAAAUCUGAGGCCUCAACUGGAAGAGCAGCAUGGGCCAUCCCUGCUGGGUACCCAGCGUGUUCCCUAUGAGCAAAAGAAUGGAAAUGUCCAUCACAGAUGAGGCAAAGCCUCCUGACCUAACCAGUCCAGCCCAGAGCUAUACUGCCACUAAAGAAGGGACAGAAGACUCUGGGAAGGGACUGCUGAGCACCAAGCAUGGGAAAAUAGCAGACUUCAAGGCCUGAGCUCUGGGAGCUGCAAUCAGAAUGGGCUGAAAGCAGAAAGGAAGGACAGGUUCAGACUCUUUCUUGCUUGUUUGGAUCCCAAGGCCUGGAAAAGGUUCAUCUCUCCUUCCCAUGUUAAAUUAUAACCUCUGUAAUUAUCCUGUACCUAUGAGGGAUUUCACCUUGUUUCAAAGGUGCCGGGCCUCUCUCAAUCUCUGUCCAUGAAUUACUCUUUCUGUACCUAGGACCCUCUUGAUCUCUCCUCCACUUGAUCCUGUUGAUAACUCAGCCACUUUGAAGCAUUAGCACUGCCCUUGCAGAGCCAAGGCUUGGAUGCGGUAAGGGAGCUGUCAUGAGUACUGAAUGUAGGGGAGCUCGCUCUUGGGCUCCUGACCAUGCCCACCCUCACAGCCCAGUACCUCCCUUGCCUCAUCCUAAAGAUGCCUCAGUGGACGAAGACAUUGGGCUCAGUGCUGUGAAGACUAAGGGGUGUUGUAUACAACUGCCAAUACCAGUGUGAAUAAAGUACUGGGCGCUCACACUGUGCCAGCUGUCAUGUAAGAACAGACAGGAAGUGGCUAUGGGAAAGACUUAACCCUGAACAUAGGUGCCAAGUUUAGCAAGAAAUGAAGAUACCACUGGAAACAUCUGAGUAACUGCUACUGAGCAGUUGCUAGGAGACAUCUUGCAGCCACCCUCUGCCUGGUGUUCUGAUGCACGUGCCUUCCACCCUGAGUCCUGGUUCACAACAUGCCUAGCUGACUCCUGGCAUUUCUGCCUGAUCUCUAAGCUGCCCAUCAGCACCAAUACAGAGUUCCUUUGCCAA